Caenorhabditis elegans is the source of this 1820-nucleotide messenger RNA. Lineage: Eukaryota; Metazoa; Nematoda; Chromadorea; Rhabditida; Rhabditidae. The record is from the annotation of a RefSeq genome assembly.
CAAUGCUGGCGCAAUUGUUGUUACGUCAAUGAUUAAGCCAACACAUUCGAUGGCUGAUCGUUUCGAUUUUAUGCUCAAACAGUACCGGAAACUGGCCGGCGGAGGUCAUGUUGGAUUCGAUAAUGCCACAUUCCUGUCAGAACGUGACACUGCUGACCGAAACUACGCAUUAUCGUAUUACAUGAAAGAGUAUCGAUGCUUUCCGGACGAAUCUCAGGUCUAUGAAAAGGCAAAGGGACUGCGUGAAGAGCUUGAUCUCUACUUCCAACUGUGCUCACUGGAGACCAACUGUGACACGGCUGCAGUCAUGGCCGCUACGUUGGCAAAUGGUGGAAUCUGUCCGUUGACGACCGAGAAGUGUUUGGGAUCCCGUCCGUGUCGUGAUAUUUUGUCGCUGAUGUACUCGUGCGGAAUGUAUGAUUAUUCAGGAAAAUUCGCGUUUCAGGUUGGACUUCCAGCCAAAUCCGGUGUCUCUGGUAUCAUGAUUGUGGUCAUUCCAAAUGUGAUGGGAAUCGCACUCUACUCGCCGCCACUCGACAAAACUGGAAAUUCGUGUCGUGGAGUCGCGUUCUGUCGUCAGCUCAUCGAUAAAUUCAACUUCCAUAAUUAUGAUUCGUUGCUCCAUCCUGAUGAUUCAAGGAAAAUCGACCCUCGUAGAAAGAUUGGACCACGAGAGAAUGAGACUAUUGUGCAGGUUAUGUACGCUGCAAAGAAUGGAGAUUUGGAUUCCCUCCGCCGAAUGUUCAUGCAAGGAGCCGAUCUCAAGACUGCCGAUUAUGAUAAUCGUACGGCGCUCCACGUGGCAGCCGCUGAGGGAAGAAUCAAAGUGUGCAAGUUUUUGAUCAAUAUUGUCGGAAUUCCACAUGACGUUCGCGAUAGAUGGGGCCGCUAUCCACUGGACGAUGCCCGCCAGUUCAAGAAUAAAGAGGUCGCGCUCUACUUGUUCCGUCUCCAAUAUCCAACAAAGAGAAUGCCGGAGAACUGGUUCGAAGUUGGCGGAGAUCUUCUCGUUUCGGAACUUGAACCCGAUAACUCAAGCGUCGAUGACGGAGAAGCCGAGAGCUCUGGAGAGGAUGAGCUUGGAAAUGGAAUAACUGGAAUGUUGACUGACGAUUUGGAGAAACGAGAGUGGGCGCUUCAUGCUAAUGGAAAUAUGGAACAACACCAAACGAGACCAUUUUUAGGCGAAAUCAACUACCAGCUUGUCAGAAGGAAAUCAUCAAAAGCUCCACCGACGCCCGACUACAAGCCACCGCAAUUUGGCUACGGUGCUCUUCCAGUUAGCAAGUACCAGCAGCAGCUUCAACUUCAGCAGCAACAGCAGCAAAACGAAAAGAAAGCCAGCCAAGACAAGCAUCGUAACAUCAAUGGGCAUGGACAUAUGAAUGGCAAUGGAACUCACACAAACGGCAAUCAUCAACAUCACCAGCCCCACCAGCUCCCGCAAAACAUUCCACAUCAUAUGCUGCUCAACGGUGCCGCCGGAGGGCUCAAUACGCGGAGGCUCAGCUCGCCGAACGAGCAGGACGAGGAUAAUGUGCGUAGUUCUAGCUCGCAGGAACUGUUGAAGUCUCUUGAUGUUUAGGACAUCGUUGUGGUGCUAGUGAACCGACCAAUAGAGAUGUUAGACAAGAAAAGAAUUAAUAAGGAUCAACACAUCGACGUGGAUAGUGUCUAAAUAUAAUACGCAUUUUAUGAUUUUUUUAAAAUUUCUUCAUUCUUUUAUGUUCCCGCUUUAUCAAGAUAUUUGUUACCCGGCUCCCUGUUACCAAAGACUGAGUAUCUUCUGGAUACCACCACACACCCACCCAAUUCUUUAA